GCUCUCCUUUGCUGAUUCAUAUCACAUUGUAUAAAAGAUGGCUUCUAAGGUUGAUGUGCAAGUUGAGGUGAAAUCCCCUGCAGAUAAGUUCUGGGGAGCCAUAAGGGACUCCACUGAUCUCUUCCCCAAGGUAUUCCCCAGUCAAUACAAGAGCAUCGAGAUUGCCGAGGGCGACGGAAAGAGUCCCGGCACGAUCCGGAUCGUCAAGUAUGCCGAAGGAGUUCCGUUAGUUACAUUCUCGAAGGAAAAGGUCGAGGUGGCCGACGACGCGAAUAAGCUGGUUUCGUACAGUGUGAUAGACGGAGAGAUGGUGAACCUGUACAAGACCUUCAAGCCCACUCUCCAGGUUAUUCCGAACGGGGACGGCAGCUUGGUGAAUUGGUCCCUCGAGUUCGAGAAGGUGAAUGCGGAGGUCCCCGAGCCCGAUCUCAUCCUUGAGACUGCGGCGGAGACCUUCAAGGAUCUGGACGAGUACCUUCUUAAGAAUUAGGGCUAUCAGAAGAAGAACCACCAGUACGGGAGAAUAACGCCGGUUGUCGCAAUGAUUGCUUUAUGAAUGUUAUUGUACUUCAUGCAUGGAUCAUGUCCUUAUGUUAUUAAUGAUCAUCCUUCUUUACUAGCUA
Messenger RNA from Ananas comosus (pineapple), 623 nucleotides. RefSeq names its product MLP-like protein 423. Gene Ontology annotation, molecular function: protein phosphatase inhibitor activity; signaling receptor activity; abscisic acid binding. NCBI's taxonomy places the organism in Eukaryota, Viridiplantae, Streptophyta, Magnoliopsida, Poales, Bromeliaceae. Bases 38 to 490 code for a protein of 150 amino acids. Gene Ontology annotation, biological process: defense response; abscisic acid-activated signaling pathway. The record is from RefSeq and is a predicted model, not a curated record. The transcript has 2 exons.